GAAUACGAACUAGUAGAAGUAGACUAGACAUUAGACAAGUGUGCGAGUGAGAGGAUAAGUAGCUGCGAAGUUCUUGGGAUCGAUCGUAAUUAUCCUCGAUCUCCGUUAAAUUGUCGUGUUUUGUGUCUUUCGAAUCAUUAAUUCAAAUCAGUGCCUCCCCCGUUAAGUAUCGGACAGCCUUCUAAAUCAUUUUUUCACUCUCACGUCCCAUCGAAUCUGGAUGUUUACCCUGUGCUAGCUACCAUUUCAUCACCUUGGCUGGUAAGGUAUUUGCAAGUCAUUAAAUAAUGGAGAUGUCGAUGCCCGUCACACUAAUCGUCAAGGCCCCCAAUCAGCAGAUUGAAGACCAGACUAUUAAGUGCGAGCUUGACUGGUCUAUCAAGCGUCUUAAAGGUUAUCUGUCUGAAGUGUACCCUAGCAAACCAAAAACAGAAGACCAGAAAUUAAUUUACCUUGGCCAGUUGUUGAAUGAUGCAAACACGCUGAAGGAUGUUCUUCGGACGUAUGAUGAAGGGCAAGAAAACCACACUGUUCAUCUAGUCUGCGCACCCCCUAAAGAUAGUUUUAAAAGCUCUAAACCAGUUACAAAACCAAACCAAAGAACACGGGAAACGACCAAUACAAGCACUACUUCUUCACCAGGCGAAGUACCUACUGAACCCAGUGGAGCAAAUGUGAGGCAAAGACAGCAUGCAACCACUUCAACUCCUGGGCCAAAUAUUCAGACACCUGUAGGUUUCAACAUGAUUGAUCCAAGAAGGAAUAUGGCGAAUAUGCGUGAUCUGAACAACUACGCCUUUGUUGUAACGCAACAAGCAGCUGUGAUGCAGCAGAUGUACGCUCAGUACAUGACUCAGUAUUUCCAAAUGAAUGGUAUGAGCCCCCCCAAUUUUCAGUAUCCCGGUAUGAUGUAUCCUUUCCAAGUCCCAAAUGGUGCCCAACAACCAGUUAGAAAUGAGCCUGUCAUCCCAGCACCUCAGCCAGCUGAUGGAGAAGAAGAAGGUGGGCAGAACAAUCGGGACUGGUUGGAAUGGCUGUACAAAUCGAGUCGCCUAAUGAUACUAUUCUGUAUUGUUUACUAUUAUUCUUCGCCUCUGCGGUUAUUCUUGGUCUCCACCCUCGGGCUUUUGCUGUAUCUGUAUCAGAUUGGAUUCUUCAGGCAGAUCGUCCUAGAAAAUAAUAAUGAACCAGGUGUUGCACCGCCCCCUGAUCCACCGGCUGAUGGCGAUCGGUCUGAAGAAAGUCCGGCUGAGGUGCGGCCCCCUCGGCCUACGCUCCUUACAAUGACUUGGACCAUAGUCUCGAGUUUUUUCCUGUCUCUAAUCCCGGAGCAUCCAAAUAUGCUGUAGUCCGCUCAUGUUUGACAAGCAUGUACAUUUUGUAUUCUACUUUGGAAAUAACCUUUUCCUACACCGCAUACAUCUUCUCUCACGGGCUGUUCUCUUUUGUGACAAUCAAAACUAACCUCAGUUCAUCAAACAAAAUAUGAAGUUGAAUAAUUUUCAAGUUAUUCUCAUCCUUCCGGCAAAUUUUAUUCAAAUUUUGCAUGAACAGUCCAUUUGGUAGAUACAUUCGCUGAGAAGGUAGAUGUCAUUUUUAAUCUGCCAUAGAUAGUUUCUAUCAAGUGCCCAAUUAGAAAUGUCAUUCUUAAUAAAAGGACUGUCAAAGGAGGAAGAACAAAAAUGCGAUGCUUGAAGGUAUCUUCAAAAACUUAGAAUUUUGUAUUUUUUUCUCUGUUUUGUCGUAAAUGAACAUAUAGAUCUCUCUGUGUUUGGAUGGAGAAAAAUAUCACCGACACUGUUGAGAUAAUAAGCACUUGUAUGAUAAAUAUCACUAUUAAUAUCAGAAUUCUCAUCAAUAGGAGCCCAGAUGUGUCUUCAAAAGCUCGCCAGCUCCAUUGCCUGACCUCUCCAACUUGUUAAACUCUAUGCCCACCAACUUGUUUUUUACUAAAAUCAUAUAAAUUGUUUAGGCAAACUCUCAUCUAAUUUCAACGUAGAAGUACAUACUUUAAGCUUGGCAAAUUUGACUUUGCUCUGGUAAUUCUGUACCUUUUUCAUUGUUUUAAAAUCUUACUUGUAAUCAUGACAAAGUGCUUUUAGUGAGCCCAGCAGUCAAAUUUUUUUCAUCAUCAGUAUCUGAAUGCGUAUGCUAAAACCAGUUCGAGUUGUAGAGAGGAUCUGUUAUUGAUGAAUAUUGUGUCCCAGGGGAACGCUUUGUUAUUAAUUCCAUUUUGCACAUCAAAAUUUUAUAGACCAUUAAUUCAAUAUAAGUGCAUGACCCGCAAAUCUCACUCUCAUCUUCACUCUGACGUCCUUUUUUCACCCAUGAGAAGUUGCCGAUAAGAUGUUGUUGAUUCUGUACACCACGCAGGUGGUGUGUGGCUUAUUCAUUAUUUUUAGCAAGUUGGCAUCAUGACUGUCAAAUGAUAUGAGGAUGUCACAGAAUGUUUAAUUCAUAUCUCAAUCAUGCAUGUGUUAGCGACAGUUAAUAACUGUGAUACCAAUAGCUAAAUUGUCGUUACAUAAAUCACCUGGAUAGUUAAAUAAAAUUCUUGCCAAGAUAGAGAAAUAUUCACUCAUGUAAACAGUCCAGAAGAAUUGCAAAUAUUUGCCAUAAGAAGAAAGUUUCAAAAGUGAGUGGCUGGCUCAACCAAACAGUUUUUCUCUUUUAAAUAUACAUACCAGAUUUAGAAGGUUUUAGAUUUUAUGUUUAAAAGCAAUCAGAGACCAUUAUUUGAUCCUUCAAUCGUUCUUUUUUGUCUCGAAAAUGUUAUUCUUGUUACAAUGUUUCUGAAGGGAUUUUAAUAACUAAAAGCUGUAUCCAGACAAGCGCUAUCUCAGCAAGAUGCUAUUCAUAGGGAUACUCCGAUGAUUUGUUUUGAAACUGAUAGGAAAUACUUAAGUUUCAAAAUGUAGUUCAAGAAUCAAUAUAAAUGUAAGUGCCGAAGUGCACGGUCUAAAUUUUAGAAUACUGUAUCAAGGUGAGUCACAUAAACAAAUAUUUUAAGCAAAACUCAUAAAAAAUUUGUUAUAAAAAAGUUUGUGUGGUCCCAAAAGGUAAUAUAGCAGGGAUUUAAACAAUUAAACCUUUCAAUCGCUACGUAAAAUGUUAUAACAAGAGUUGACUUCAAUAAUUAUUAAAGUUAAACUGCAGGUUCUUAAUACACAGCUAUCAAUACAUAUGGAUAAAUUUGUAUUAUGAUGAUAUUACUCCAAGAAAUAUCUUGCAAAUUCCUAACAAUAUUAAAAAGCCAAUAAGUAGAUCUAAGUUUUUCCUGAAUUUUCAGUUCAUUUUUUGAAGAAUUCAAUUGAUUUUCAGAUAGCUUCAGUCUGCCUUUUUCUACAAAUUAAAUUGAUACUUCAACUCUUGUCACAUUGUAAAAUCAGCUCAUCAAUUAGCUGCAUAGUUAAAAAUUAAGAAUGGGAGUGUAACAACUAGCAAGCUAGGAGUGUUGAUCAUCAUAGCCAAGCAUUUUCAUAAGUCUAAGCUUAAUUUCCUAUUUGCUUCUUGAUUAUAUCUUUUUUAUAAUCCCUGUUAAAGUGUACCUUUUGUAUACUGAUAGCUAAACUCAGAAAUCAAGUUUCUCGAUUGUCAUGUACCCAAAUUCCUGCUCUUACUUUAUUUUUUCAAGAGGUAAUGUGACUCCUUACUUCGUCGCAAUUUUCACUGAUCUUUAGAAGAAAUAUCACCGAAACUUCCAAAGAGGUACAUUGAUUCAUUUUUUCCAAUUCCAAAAGAGGUAUGACACAGAGUCUGCAGUGUUGCAAACAGAGAAAUGUGGUUUCGGAGUUUAGCCAUCGAUACUCUUUGUUAAUGAUUUGUUUGUAGGUUACAUCUACAUGUGAGCCACAUCCCCCCUUUUUUUAGCACCCCCAUUUUUAGUUGGUACGACCAUUAUAAAUUAAGUAUCAAGGGCCCCAACCCUCCCUCAUAGCUUUAAAGCUCAUUGUUAUCAGUGUAUAUUUAUUUGUAAAUAAAUUAUAUUUUAAUUUUGUUGACAAA
This is a messenger RNA of Bemisia tabaci, 4005 nucleotides long. It is a transcript of the gene Herp, whose product is annotated as Homocysteine-induced endoplasmic reticulum protein. NCBI's taxonomy places the organism in Eukaryota, Metazoa, Arthropoda, Insecta, Hemiptera, Aleyrodidae. The record is from RefSeq and is a predicted model, not a curated record. Gene Ontology annotation, molecular function: protein binding. Gene Ontology annotation, biological process: endoplasmic reticulum unfolded protein response.